GAGGGGCUGCCCCAGGUGGCCCCGGCCCUUCCUCGCCCGCAGCCCCGGGGAGAGCGGCCGGCGCCGCAGGAGCCCGAGCACCCAUGCCCGGUAAGUGCGGCGGGGCCGGGGGCUCCCUCCUCCCUGCAGCUGCCGCCGCGCAGCCUGAGCCCUGCUCCCCUCCCCGCAUGACAUGUGGGGGAGAAAUCGACUCCAGCUUGCCUCCGAAGCUGAAGGGCUGCAAACCCUCCGCCAUGCCCCUCUGGAGCUGGAACAAGCAGUUGCUGUUGCUGGAGGUAUACUAGGAGGAAUCCUUUUCUUUGUUCUCAUUGGAAUAACUGCAUACCUGCUUUGGAGGAAAUUUUGCUGCUUCCUUUCUUACAAGAAGUUCAUCAGUCCUGUCAAAACAACAAAUAAAAAUGGCCUUUUUCAGGAUCAGUCAACUUCUGAAAUUCAACCAAAAAUCACAAGCAGAUCCAGAAGCAUUCCAUUUAUCAUUCCACCGACACUGCAGGGGCGAGACUGGAUUAACCUGACUAACGAAGAGCACAUUCAGGAUGACAGGGAUCCCUACAUGAUUCCUCAGUCCGGACCACGGUCAUCAUUUCAUUCUUUGGCUGGAGCUUAUGUUGUAGGAACCAUUAACCCAGAGCUGUACAAGUUUCCUGAAGACAGAAGUGAGACGGAUUUCCCUGAAGGCAACAUUGGCCGCCUCUGGUUCUCCAUAGAGUAUGAGCAAGAGUCAGAAAGGCUCCUCGUCUCUUUGAUCAAAGUCAGAAAGCUGCAGCCUCCUGCUGAUUCCUGUAGUCCAUUUGUGAAAAUCUACUUGCUGCCUGAUGAAAGAAGCUACUUGCAGUCCAAAACAAAACGCAAAACACUUAACCCACAGUUUGAUGAAAACUUUGUUUUUCAGGUUUCCAGCAGAAUGUUGCUCCAAAGGACUCUGAAGUUUUUAGUUUAUCAUGUUGAUAAACAGAAAAAGCAUCAUCUCCUAGGCCAAGUUAUCUUCCCACUGAAAAAUGAAACAUUAACUGAUGACAACAAAGUAGUCAUAUGGAGAGAUCUGGAGAAAGAAAACUUAGAGCCUCCUUCAGAGUAUGGCGAUGUCCAGUUCUCCCUCAGCUACAAUGACUACCUGGGCCGUCUCACUGUAGUGGUUCUAAGGGCAAGGGGAUUAAAACUCCAGGAGGAGAGCCAUGCUGUCAGUGUGUAUAUCAAAGUCUCACUAAUGAACCAUAAUAAAUUCAUCAAAAGUAAAAAGACAGCAGCUGUUCUCGGAUCUCCCAAUCCAGUUUAUAAUGAAACCUUCAGUUUCAAGGCAGAUCAGACAGAGCUUGAUACAGCGAGUCUCAGUCUAUCUGUGCUCCAGACUACCAAGGGAGAAAAAACACAUCUGCUAGGACGUGUAGUAGUUGGGCCUUUCAUGUACACCCGUGGCAAAGAACUAGAGCACUGGAAUGAAAUGAUCAGCAAGCCCAAGGAGUUGGUUAAACGAUGGCACACUCUCUGCCACAGCAUGUAAACACCAUUGAUAAAAAAAACAACCAUAAAAUGGAAAAGCUCUCACUAUCUUUCAGAAUCUUAUGAAGGGUACAAAAUCUUUGACCACUCCUAAGUAGACAAAAAUAAAGCAAAUUCUUUAUUUGUCCAAAUACAAAGAGAAGACUUGGUCCCUGCUAAGCUGUAACUAUCUUUCCUCUCUUCAAAACAUAUUUUCAAUUUAAUUAAUAUGCAGCACAGUAAGCAGAACAGAAGGACAAGCACAAGCUCCCAGUAUUAGUUGUUUUGACCAGUAAAUUCCAAUUCUUUGUAAUGACUGCUGGGCACAAAUGGUCAUCCAUCAUGUGGAUAGAACCCAAAAUGACUUAAGAAUCAUCAAUGAUGAUACCAGGCCUAACUGUCCACUGCACUGCAUCACCACCGAGUAGCUUCACCAAAAGGGGUGGAAGCCCAGCAAACAUGCCAAAACACACAAAGCCCAGAUGACUUUGACUGACUACUAAAUUUACAAUUUAUUUAAAAUAGCAUCAUGAACUUUAAAACCUCUUUCAAAUAUGAAUGGUGGAAGGCACUGAGUGGUUAUUGAUCAAAAACCCGGAAGCACCUGUUAACAUCCCUCAGCACAGUGUAUUUCUUGCAAUAAUUCAGUUAGAUGUUUUCAGCUAACCCAAACGUACAACACUUCGUGUUGAUGCUAAGGGAGAAGCAUAAAAAGAAGUCCUGAAGUCUCAAAUUAUUGGAGGCUUGCAGGAGUACUGGAGUACUCUGAGAAAAUAAUAUAGGGGACAUGCCCUGUCCUUAUAUAUUUCUUCCUAAGCAUGUCUCUUCUGGACAAGAAUUUUGGGUCUGAUCUAGUAUGAUCACUCUUACAUUGAAAAUCCAAUUAGUUUAUGCCCCCAGGACAUAAGUCUGUCUUUUAAGUAAAUUGCUGUUCUGUGAAAUAAUUCAGAGUAAUUAUUUUUAAUAAAAAUAAAUAGGACAUUCUUCUCUUCUUGAUUGUUCAACCAGGGACCUGAACUCUAUACCUUUUAUGCCAUACAGUCAUAAACCAGACACAGACUAUUGCAGCAAAACAUUUUGUACAGUUAUGUUCCAAGACAAUCAAUCUCUGCAGCUCAAAGCAUACUUCCUUUUGAACAGGAUACAACUUUAACUUCAUAUAUUUAAAAAAAGGCAUCUCUGGGGAGAUAAGAACAUUUUCCAUGUUGAUAAUAUUGUUAUUAACUAAAGGAAAUACUGCAAAUGAAAAUAUAUCUGAGAGGAAUUGUAAUAUAAACUCUACUUCACCUGAUGCCCCAUUUGAAACAUUACAUGGUCCCCUCAGUCCAUCUUGCAAACUGCACCAUGGGAUAUAAGAUAAACCUCAACUAAUUGCAUUUAAUUUUACUAAAUAUUCAACCCUUAUUAUAACCCUGCUAAACCCGUAAUGCCAGUAUCCUCAACCCCUAAAAGCUGUUUCCAAUUUUUUCUCCUACAAAAAUACUGAAAACCAAUCUAAGAGGCAAUAUGUUAGAUCUGGGAAGGCAACCUAUACAUACAUUCUAUUGUAUCACUAUGAUAAAGCAAUUUUACCAAAUACAUUAUGUCUUUCUACGGUUUAAGAACAAUAAACAUUAAAGAUCCUACAAGGAAACUUUAAGAAUGUUUGAGACAGUUAGGUUCACUAGCUUGUGCAGAAAAAAGUGUGUAGAAUAUGGUGUCUAUUAGCAUAAAAAAGUGGGAAGUCACCUGAUUUGAUGUACAGUACAGUCCAAAUAAUAAAACAAUGCAUUGUACUAA
Molecule: messenger RNA, 3258 nt
Organism: Apus apus (common swift)
Lineage: Eukaryota; Metazoa; Chordata; Aves; Apodiformes; Apodidae
Gene: SYT15
Product: synaptotagmin 15
Exons: 8
Coding region: 173-1501 (442 amino acids)
Biological process (GO): cellular response to calcium ion; regulation of dopamine secretion; calcium-ion regulated exocytosis
Molecular function (GO): calcium ion binding; calcium-dependent phospholipid binding; phosphatidylserine binding
Source: RefSeq, a predicted model, not a curated record